Wasmannia auropunctata (little fire ant) is the source of this 3690-nucleotide messenger RNA. RefSeq names its product mitochondrial sodium/hydrogen exchanger 9B2 (gene Nha1). Gene Ontology annotation, biological process: proton transmembrane transport. Gene Ontology annotation, molecular function: antiporter activity. NCBI's taxonomy places the organism in Eukaryota, Metazoa, Arthropoda, Insecta, Hymenoptera, Formicidae. Gene Ontology annotation, cellular component: membrane. The record is from RefSeq and is a predicted model, not a curated record. The transcript is spliced from 6 exons. The coding region runs from base 696 to 2555 and encodes 619 amino acids.
CCGGGCGCGCGAACCGAUUCUAAUCGAUCUGAUCGGUUUGACGACGCAUUGGCAAAAACGCGUCAAUGGAAAAGUUAGCUCCCGGAGGCGGGAAUCCUGAGAGUGACGCGCGCUAACGCUAGCACUAACGAGUAGAACAAAGCUCCGACUUGGGCGUCGCGGGGAGAAAGACGCUCGCGAAGAAGAAACGGUCCGGUAAAAGCGGGCCAAGGUGUCAAAGACGUCAAUCGUCGCAACGCAUUAGCGUUUCGUUGUCCGCCGGUCGCCGUCGUCCCCGAUCCGCGUCCCCGUCGCGCGCGGCCGCGGAGUCUCGUCACGAGACUCACCCGCUAACGAUCGCCGCUAACGUGGCGAACGCGUGAUCCCGGGAUCGUCGCAGUACGUUCAGCGACCGCGCACGGCUAUAACGGCCUUACCCGAUCGCGAUCAAUAGCGCGAGUGAAUCCGUGUCGACAGGUGUGUACGACGGGACGACGGGACGACCAUCAGCAGUCACGAGGAGGACUCAUGAGAUUUGGACCGAUCGAUCGUUCGAUCUGCAUUAUUUGCGCUCGCGCGGUCUGCAUUUCGCAUGGAGAGGAUUAAAGUAGAGGGUAUAUAGAGCACAAAGGAGGAGGCUGUAAACUCUUCUGGAAUUCGGUACCGUCCCCGAGAGAAUUUUCAAUCGAUCAAUAAAUCGGCCGUGGAAAAAAAAAAUGGAGAUCGAGAUGGGCGGCAGGACGAAUAAACCCAGCGAGAGGCGAGUGUCGAUCAGUGACCAAGUCAUGGGACUCGAUAAUCCCGCCUUCGAGCACCACCGGCGCAUCAGCGCGAGCUCGGAGCACAAUUCCGAUCAGGGCAGGCGGAAGUCGAUCCUGCAUCACGGCGGCGGCAGCCACGGCGGCGACAGCGCGGAGAACAUUCCGCAGUACAAGUAUAACGAUCUGGAGAACGGCAGGAUCAACGGUAACAGAAAGAAAUCGGCGUACAGCCUGUCCAGCUCGAUCCGAGACAAGAUCGAGUAUUCCGAGGAACUCGAGAGAUCGUGGCUGUACCUAUUUUGCACGCGAUGUCACGGUCGCGACGACACGCCAUCGUGGGAGCCACCGGGAUGGAAAAGAGCGUGCCCGCAGCCGUUCUGUCCAACAUACAGGAAAUUCGCCCGAGUUCUGUGUCUGUUUCUUUUGGGUCUGCUGUUCUGGGGUAUCGCCUACUCGGUAAUCGGCGAUGACGUCGCCCCGGGUGGCCAGCUCUUCGGAUUGGCCGCUCUGUGCAUCGCCGCUCACUUCGGGGGUUGGCUGUUCUCUUUAACCACUCUUCCGGCCCUGAUCGGUAUGCUGAUCACUGGUCUAAUAUUGCAAAAUGUCGGGCUCGUCAAAAUCGAAGGCCAAUACACCGUGGUGAUCGCUAAUCUACGGAAAAUCGCCCUGGUUAUCAUACUUACCAGAGCGGGCCUGGAUCUCGAUCCGAACGCUUUGAAAAGAUUAAAAAUCACCGUGCCGAAGAUGGGCUUGAUACCGUGGGUGAUAGAGGCCCUAGUGAUCGCCGUGUCAACGAGAUACCUCUUGGACCUGCCCUGGGUGUGGGGCUUCCUCCUCGGUAGCAUCAUAGCGGCCGUCUCGCCAGCCGUCGUGGUGCCCUGUCUCUUCAGGCUACGUAGCAGGGGUUACGGGGUCGCCAAGGGAAUACCGACGCUGAUCAUCGCAAUAUCCGGAAUCGACGAUGCGGUGUCCGUCGCGGUCUUCGGUAUCGUGAAGAGCGUCAUGUUUUCUGACGGCGCGUUGUGGUAUCAGAUCCUUCAGGGCCCCAUUGCGGUUAUCGGCGGUCUGGGAUUCGGCGUCAUGUGGGGCUGGUUGGCCAAAUACGUGCCGGAAAAGGGCGACCCCUUCAUAGUGCCGCUAAGAGUGCUGAUGUUACUCGGGGGCGGGCUGCUGGCGAUCUUCGGCAGCGACGCAAUCGAGCUCGGUGGUGCCGGGCCGCUCGCGGUCGUGGCUGCAGCCUUCGUCAGCUGCUACUUUUGGCAACAAGAAGGCUGGGACGUGGACGAUAAUCCGGUUGCCACGUCUUUCGAGAUCUUCUGGAUGAUAUUCGAACCGAUCUUGUUCGGCGUUACCGGCACGCAGAUCAAGAUCAAUGAGCUCGAAGGAAAAAUCGUAUACCUCGGACUAGGCUGUUUGAUUUCCGCAAUCGUCAUUCGUAUCGGAGUGACGAUACUGGUCGGGAUCGGCUCCAAGCUCAAUCUCAAGGAAAAGGUGUUCAUCGCUCUGUCGUUGAUGGCCAAGGCGACCGUGCAGGCGGCCCUGGGACCCGUCGCCCUCGACGAGGUCGACAAGAACGAUCAGCAGCAGGUCGAGUACGCCGAGAGGGUGCUGAUGAUGUGCGUGCUCUCGGUACUUUUGACCGCGCCGACGAGCGCCAUCCUCAUCACGCUCUCGGGGCCGAAGCUGCUGACGAAGACCACCACGCCGGUCAGCCCGCCGGAAGCUUGGAAAACGCGCAGACCGUCGAUUCGCGACAUUUCGAUCAUCAACGAGGACCCGGAUCUGGAGGAGACCGCGAACGAGAGGAAGCCCUGACGACCGCAUGUAAUUUCGCAUUCAAAGCUCAGCUAGUACGAGUCCGCCCUCAUUCCCCGGCAUGCCCCGAAAGUGCCUGAAUGUGCCUUUAUUUUAGCUACUCGAGGCAACGACUUAACGAGUCAAUUAUAGGCUUAUAUGGUUACUGCUGCGAUAUUACUCGACCAGGAGGUUUUUAAUGUCAGCCGAUUUAUAUCUCAGGUGCUCACACGACGGUCGAAAAUGAAGUGAUCGCUGCGAUAUCACAGCUGGAACUUUUAUCCCGCGAAGAGAUUUUAUUCAACUUGACAUUAGAGAUCGUCGGUGUCGUUAUACUUUAAGUCUGGAGAAGCGAUCGAAUUUAAAAACGAUGAUUCUGGUUUAUGCAAAAAUUCUUCGUAUGAAAUGAGAGGACGAUCGAUAAUUGGCCGUAUCUUGCAUCUGUAUAAUAAGACGCAGAGAUUGUAUUUAUUUAAGGAUUUUAUGAUCUUAGGAUUUGGGAGUUCGUAAAACCGUAAAUAAAGAGAAGUUUCAUGGAUGCCUCCCGUGAUCUUGAAACUUAUACUAUGCGCGUGCGCGCGUGCGCGCGCGCGCAACUUGUUGACGAAUUUAUAAUUAUAUUUAUUUAUAAUUAUAAUUAUACAUUUUAUUAUACAUUAUUAUAAUAACUUUAAUUAUAAUAAUGUCCACGUCAUUUCUUUUCUCGAUCACUCUAUUUUAAGCACAGGAAUCUAUUAGCGAGACUCUUGCUAAUUAUUACACUUAGUACGUUCUUUUAAUGAAUUCAUUGUGCCGAUAUUGACCUCGUGGUGUUUUUAAAUAAAAAGAAAAAAAAGGAGAACAGAGAUUGUGCUGCAGAUGAGAUACAUCUAUGUGCUAGUGACAAUUUAAUUAUCGAUAACACGUAGAAAUUUUAUUGAUUCAUUCGUUACUCAACAUUAAUUUUUAUAGGUAAUUUGCGUUAAUUGCGCAAGAAAAUUAUUUGUUGAACGACAGGUUACCAUGUGACACGCGAAGACAUUUUUGUAAUAAAUACCUAAUCGAGACGCGACUGUUGCGCUCUAGUUUGCCGUUCAUACAAUAUUAUAAGUGAUUAUGGAAGCUCUAAGAGUGAUUGAUUUAUACAGGUGUUGGUCGGGUUUUAUGAUUUUAAGUG